UCUUACGUCCUUUUUAAUUUGCAGAUCUGCACGUGUUUACGUGUGGACUCUGCAAGUCUUUAUUUUAAACAAAAGUAGGAUUAAAAUAGAUCAAAAUGAGUUUAUACAACUUCAAGAAGAUUGCUGUAGUUCCUACAGCUAAGGACUUUAUUGAUAUAAUAUUAUCAAAAACACAACGUAAAACGCCAACAGUUGUGCAUAAACAUUAUAAAAUAACACGCAUACGUGCAUUUUAUAUAAGGAAAGUAAAAUUCACACAACAAAACUUUCAUGAUCGUCUGUCGAGGAUUAUUCAGGAAUUUCCAAAACUCGAUGAUGUUCACCCUUUUUAUGCUGAUCUAAUGAAUGUUCUCUAUGACAAAGACCACUACAAACUUGGCUUAGGCCAGCUAAACACUGCAAGACAUCUAAUUGACAAUGUUGCAAAAGAUUAUGUAAGGCUGCUCAAAUAUGGAGACUCCCUAUACCGUUGCAAACAACUGAAAAGAGCUGCCUUAGGUCGGAUGGCCACUAUUAUGAAGAGGCAAGGUGCUAAUCUUACAUACUUGGAACAGGUGCGGCAACACUUGGCGAGGUUACCCUCUAUAGAUCCAUACACACGGACAAUCAUCAUUUGUGGCUUCCCUAAUGUUGGCAAAUCCAGUUUUAUCAACAAGAUCACAAGAGCAGAUGUCGAAGUGCAACCAUAUGCAUUUACCACAAAGAGCUUGUAUGUAGGACACACUGACUACAAGUAUCUAAGGUGGCAGGUAAUAGACACGCCCGGUAUCCUGGACCACCCGCUGGAGGAGCGCAACGUGAUAGAGAUGCAGGCGGUGACCGCGCUGGCGCACUUGCGCGCAGCCGUGCUCUACUUCCUGGACCCCUCCGAGCAGUGCGGACACACCAUUGAGGAACAGAUAUCACUGUUCGAGAGCAUAAAGCCGUUGUUCAGCAACAAGCCGCUGAUAGUGGUGCUCAACAAGAUGGAUGUGGUGAAGCCUGAGGAGCUGGCGGAGGGGAAGAGGCAGCUCAUACAGCAGCUGGAGGAGGUCUGCGCUAAGGGAAACCUCGUCAACGUGGAUUCCACUUCCGAGCUGCGCACGGUGCCUGUGAUGCGCAUGUCGACGCUGACGGAGGAGGGUGUGCAGGAAGUGAAGCUGGAGGCCUGCGAGCGGCUGCUCUCACACCGCGUCACCGAGAAGAUGAGGACUAAGAAGGUGGAUGGUAUUCUAAACCGGCUUCACGUGGCGGUGCCGACAGCCCGCGACGGCAAGGCGCGGCCCCCGGUCAUACCGCCCGCGGUCGCUGAACGUCUGCAGCAGCGCGCCGCCAGGGAGACAAGGAAACGGAAACUGGAGAGAGACAUCGAAUUAGAACAGGGAGAUGACUAUGUACUCGAUCUACAGAAGAACUACUCCGAGAUCCCGGAGGAGGAGCGACACGACGCCAUACCAGAGUUCUGGGAGGGACACAACAUCGCUGAUUACAUCGACCCUGAAAUAUUCGAAAAACUGUCCGAGCUGGAGAAGGAGGAGGAGGUGCGCGAGGCGGGCGGCCUGUACGCGGUGCCGAAGAUAGAGCUGGACGAGACCAUGCGCGAGAUACGACAACUGGCUGUACAAAUACGCAACAAGAAGGCGAUCCUGAAGGACGAGUCUCGUCUGACGAAGCAGUCGACGAAGCCGGUGAUGCCGCGCACCAGCCGCGCGCGCGCCCGCGACCGCAGCACCACCAGGCUCAGGGAUGAGAUGGAGAAACUCGGUGUGGACAUGUCGGAGACGCAAGAGGCGCACUUCACGCGCACGCAGUCGCGGUCGCGUUCCCGCUCGCUGUCGGCGCCGGCCGCCAAGCGCGCCCGCACAGACCGCACCGUGUCCCGCCCGCCCCGGGACACGCAGGGCGUCAAGGAUGUCGCUAUGCAAAAGAGGGCAAAGAAGAUGGCGCACGUCGCGAUUGCGAAGAAAACGAAGCGAAUGGGGCUGAAGGGAGAAGCGGAUCGCUUCAUCGGCACCAAGAUGCCAAAACAUCUGUUCGCGGGAAAACGCGGCGUCGGAAAAACGGACAGGCGGUAACAUGCCUCGCUGCUGCCAUAUUACUGUUGUAUCGCAUUUUAUAUAUCAAUAAAGUUAACACAAAAAGAAUAUCUGUUUCUUUUUAUAAUAAAGUAUUUCAACGAUCGUACAAACAGAAUGUGUAAAAACUACUUUGCAAGGACUACAGUGUGUUAUUAUUGAAAUAAAGUUGAAC
Molecule: messenger RNA, 2229 nt
Organism: Papilio polytes (common Mormon)
Lineage: Eukaryota; Metazoa; Arthropoda; Insecta; Lepidoptera; Papilionidae
Gene: Non1
Product: probable nucleolar GTP-binding protein 1
Exons: 15
Coding region: 96-2054 (652 amino acids)
Biological process (GO): ribosomal large subunit biogenesis
Cellular component (GO): nucleolus
Molecular function (GO): GTP binding; GTPase activity; RNA binding
Source: RefSeq, a predicted model, not a curated record